CGGAGUAGUGGAGUUUGUUGCGCUGCUGGAGGCGGACAUGGCGGGCGUCGCUGAUGCCGCCGCUCCCGGCAGCAGCGGGGACGGGAGGCGAGGCGGCGCCCCGGAGCAGCAGCAGCAGGACGCGGGAAGGGGGGAGCAGAAAAGCAGCUGUUCGAGCGGUGAGUCCUGGCCGCCUGCAGGCGGCUCCGGGCAGCCGCCGCAGCGAACCGAAACCCUGGGCUUCUACGAGAGCGACCGGGAGCGGAAAAAAAAGCGAAGCGUCUCAGACCUUUCACUGCUGAGGUUCAUCAGUGCUGAACUAACAAGAGGUUACUUCCUUGAACAUAAUGAAGCAAAAUACACAGAACGGCGAGAGAGAGUAUACACAUGUAUGCGAAUACCAAGAGAAUUGGAAAAGUUGAUGUUUUUUGGAAUCUUUUUGUGCCUGGAUGCUUUUCUCUAUGUGUUCACCCUGCUUCCUUUGCGAAUUUUUCUGGCAUUGUUCCGGUUCAUCACUCUGCCUUGCUAUGGCUUACGCUCUCAUCAGGGCCUAGGAAUCAGCGAUAGACGUUUGCUACAACCUGCUCAGGUAUGUGACAUUUUCAAAGGAGUUAUAUUGGUCAUCUGCUACUUCAUGAUGCACUAUGUUGACUACUCUAUGAUGUACCAUCUGAUAAGAGGACAGUCUGUCAUAAAACUCUACAUCAUCUACAACAUGCUGGAGGUGGCCGAUCGCCUGUUUUCCUCUUUUGGGCAAGAUAUUUUGGAUGCCCUUUAUUGGACAGCUACUGAACCUAAGGAGAGAAAAAGAGCUCAUAUAGGUGUGAUUCCUCACUUUUUCAUGGCAGUGCUGUAUGUCUUCUUGCAUGCUAUUCUUAUAAUGGUCCAAGCAACAACACUUAAUGUAGCCUUCAACUCCCACAACAAGUCACUGCUUACCAUCAUGAUGUCUAAUAAUUUCGUUGAAAUAAAAGGAAGUGUUUUCAAGAAAUUUGAGAAGAACAAUCUUUUUCAAAUGUCAAACAGUGAUAUAAAGGAGAGAUUCACCAACUAUGUGCUAUUAUUGAUAGUAUGUCUAAGAAAUAUGGAGCAGUUCUCAUGGAAUCCAGAUCACCUUUGGGUGUUGUUUCCAGAUGUUUGCAUGGUCAUUGCAUCAGAAAUUGCAGUGGAUAUUGUGAAACAUGCAUUUAUAACAAAAUUCAAUGACAUUACAGCAGAUGUCUACAGUGAGUACAGAGCCAGCCUGGCAUUUGACCUUGUUAGCAGUCGACAGAAAAAUGCAUACACAGAUUACAGCGAUUCUGUUUCCAGGAGAAUGGGUUUUAUUCCUCUCCCAUUGGCUGUUUUACUCAUCAGAGUCGUAACAAGCUCAAUAAAAGUACAAGGAGUCUUGGCUUAUGCCUGUGUUGUGCUCUUCUAUUGUGGGUUAAUUUCACUAAAAGUACUUAACAGCAUUGUGUUGUUGGGCAAAUCAUGCCAAUAUGUAAAGGAGGCAAAAAUGGAAGAGAAGUUGUUCGAUCCUCCCCCUACUAGCACCCCAGGCAAACCACUCAGCAAACCCCAAAGCAAAUUUAAAUCUCCUCAAGGAAUUCCCACAGACGAAAGUUUCUCUGCAUCAGUUACCAAUCAGCCUGUGCAUCAGAAGGAAAAUCCUCCAUCUUUACUUGUGACAAGCAACUCUGAUCAAUUCCUGACGACUCCUGAUGGAGAAGAUAAAGAUAUAAGCCAAGACAAUUCAGAAUUAAAACACAGAUCUUCAAAGAAAGAUUUGUUGGAGAUAGACAGGUUUACUAUUUGUGGAAACAGAAUUGACUAAGUUUUCUGAAUAGAUGUGCUUAGGAUACUGAGCUAUUGGGACAGCAAAUGCUACCAGAAUGGACAGUUGCCAAAAAAAAGGCACUUAAAUAUUUAUUUAAAAACUUAAAUUAUUAAUGGCAAACAAAUAUUAAUUUUUACAAGUAACUAGGCUUGGUAGCUGGUCAGAUCAAGUAACAGAAAUCUUUAACUUGGCUCUUUGGAAAAUAUAAUGGAUUGUGAGAGUCUCUUGUCUAUUUGGCAGAGCUACAGUAUCGCUGCCUUGGAAAUAGACUGAAAAAAUCAAAAUCCUGUUCUGCUUUUUGAAACCAUGCUUCCAGAACAUAUCAUUUUUCAUCAAGGUCUCUCCAGUACAUGGAUAUACCUGGGAAUAUGUGACAACUUUAAUAGGAAGCUCAUCUUUCCAGUCUCAUGUUGUUUUCAUAAACAGCUGCAGAUUUCAAAACUUGUACUUAUCAGCGAAUACAUAAAAAAGCACUGGUAGAUUAAACAGUAAGUCAAGGUAAUUAUUCUUGUCACCAGAAAAAUCUUUGAAGAUGUAUCAGAACUGAUCAGAAUAAAAUACUACAGUAUCUUAAAUGAAAGACCCACUGCAUAGUAUUUUAUCUAAAAUCUAAACCAGCGAGGGAAAUGGAUCACACAUACAAAGAAAUACAGUGAAGGUUCCGCGUAACUGGGCAAACUCAGCUUCAUCAUUAUUCUGUUCAACUACAAUGUGUUCUGCAAGGCAAACUAUAUGCAUUUAUAAAUUCUAUAUGAAAGGCUUUUUUUAAAAAAAGCUGUGGCUUGUUUUUUUGCAAUGGGAAGCAUUUGUUACAAAGUGACACUUCUUUAUAUUGAGAAAGGUAGAGUGAACUGCAGCCAGCAACACCAGUGUUGCAUUAAAUCCAGAUAUUUCCAAUGCAAUGGAAGAAAUAAUUACUCACUACAUUUUGGUUUAAACAAGUUGAUAAAAAUGGCAUCUGUAUAUUAACUUAGCUGGAAAAAUUGCCCAUAGAAUAGUUAUACAGAAAAUCAGAAGUGUCCAUUUUAAUUGAUGGAUUUUAAGCAAACUUAAGUAGAUAUGAAUAGCUAUAUUAUGAAACGCUUGGUUUUAUGAAGUGUAAUGCAUCUUAAUUUCUGGUGUGUGUGGCAAGGUUGGGGGAAUUGAUGAAAGGCAUGUUGAAUCCCUCAAGAAUGAACUGCAUUUCAGCUCAAUAACUAGGCUAGAGAACUGAAUCAAAAGACAAUCUUUCAUCCAGUGAUGAAUCCUACAUUUGCUGUUAAAAUGUAACAUUAACCUCUAUUUUCAAAAACCUUUCAAAAGAUUUAAGUUGAUGUCUGCUAAGUUAUUUCCCUUGGGAUUUUUUUGUUUUUUUGAUAUGAUACAGGUUAUUUCAGUGAUGAACAAACCACAGGAUUUCUUUUAUUAACUAAUUUGUAAUCCAUUGGAGUUGAAAAGCCAAAGUUUAAUGUUUGAUUUAUGAAUAUGAAAUGUGGAAGAAUACAUGCUAAUUCCUAAAAUCUGCAAAGUUGUAUUAAUAUGACAGAACAGAGAAAUGUACAGAAAUAAUGUUAUGAAACAGAUCAGAAUGUGAAGUUGUCAUGAAAAAUGGCUUUACCAUACAAGUCAACAUCAUCUGCUCUAAAAGGAGCCUCUUGCUGCCCCUUCUCCUCCUCCACCAACAGCAGUUGCAGUAGUGUCCAGAAUCAAUUGAAAUAGUUGGGGGUGAGGGGGAGAGGAGAGUCUAAAAUGCUUCUAUUUUGGGUGUAUUUUAUGCUCAUUGAGAAAUUUACACAUUCAAAUUCAAUUCAGAUCAUCUGUGAAUUUUUCAGUUAUUUAGCAGUUGGCAAAGGAAGCUUAGAAUGAUUUUCAUCUGUUAAAUGACAUUCUGUACCAAUUUUAUAAGUGCAUCUUGUGUGAAACUCAAUAAAAUUCAAUUUCGUAAUCUUUGUUUUAAAAAAGGAAAAGAAUGGACUGGAUUUCUUUGCAACAGUUGUCAAUUUUGAAUACUGCAGUGUGACUUCUGCAUAUUCUGGUUUCACAGUGAAGAACUUAUUUUUUGCAAGCACAGGAAAAGCAGCCUACUUUAGACCUGGUUUUAAUACUGGUUUUGUUCUUGUGUGUUCAUCACUAUGUCAAACCCACAGGAGGUACUAAUGUCAGCCUACUGUUAAUCUGAAUGCUAAUUGUUUAGAGACAGAAUCAAAUUGAAAUCCAGUCCAUUUUUUUUUAAAGUAGGGUAUUUUUGUUUCAAUCGCCCCUGUAUCAUCCUGUUAAUUUUUGUGGUUUUACAGCCUGUGUUCCUAUUCUUAGUGUCUUUCUUCCCAUAGUGUAAGAAAGACCUACACAAACAAGGGGAACUGACUAUACAAAGUAUUGUCAAAUGCAAAAGUUUAAAAAAAAAAAAAAAAAAAGCCCAACUCUUCGUGAUAGAAAAGUUAGUUGCAGUAAUAGCAGAUUUUUUUUAAAAAAACUUCCUAUAGAAAUGUGAUUUGUAAAUAUGUGACUAUUUAAAAUGCAACCUAUUAAAUAUACUGUAUUUCCAUUUA
Molecule: messenger RNA, 4326 nt
Organism: Gopherus flavomarginatus (Mexican gopher tortoise)
Lineage: Eukaryota; Metazoa; Chordata; Testudines; Testudinidae
Gene: TAPT1
Product: transmembrane anterior posterior transformation 1
Exons: 15
Coding region: 38-1795 (585 amino acids)
Biological process (GO): maintenance of protein localization in endoplasmic reticulum; positive regulation of cilium assembly
Cellular component (GO): endoplasmic reticulum membrane; ciliary basal body
Source: RefSeq, a predicted model, not a curated record